GGCGGGGAGCGGCCUGCGGCGGGCUGGGAGUGGGCUGACGGCGGAGCGGGGCCGGAGCGGGCCGGGCGGGGGACGCCAUGCCGGAGCUGGCGGUGGACCGCGUGGUGGUGCACCCGCUGGUGCUGCUCAGCGUCGUCGAUCACUUCAACAGAAUAGGAAAGGUUGGGAACCAGAAGCGCGUGGUGGGCGUGCUGCUGGGCUCCUGGCAGAAGAAGAUCCUGGACGUGUCCAACAGCUUUGCAGUACCUUUUGAUGAAGACGACAAGGAUGAUACUGUGUGGUUUCUGGACCACGACUAUCUGGAGAACAUGUAUGGAAUGUUUAAGAAGGUCAACGCUAGAGAAAGAAUAGUUGGUUGGUACCACACAGGCCCUAAACUGCACAAGAAUGACAUUGCUAUCAAUGAACUGAUGAAAAGAUACUGUCCAAACUCUGUGUUGGUGAUUAUUGAUGUGAAACCAAAGGACCUGGGACUGCCCACAGAAGCUUAUAUUUCAGUUGAAGAGGUUCAUGAUGAUGGCACUCCAACCUCCAAGACGUUUGAGCACGUGACUAGUGAGAUCGGAGCGGAGGAGGCAGAGGAAGUUGGUGUUGAACACUUGUUACGAGACAUCAAGGACACCACGGUGGGCACUCUGUCCCAGCGGAUCACAAAUCAGGUCCAUGGCUUGAAGGGACUGAACUCCAAGCUUCUGGACAUCAGGAGCUACCUUGAGAAAGUAGCCAUGGGCAAGCUACCCAUCAACCACCAGAUCAUUUACCACCUUCAGGAUGUCUUCAACCUGCUACCAGAUGUCAAUCUGCAAGAAUUUGUCAAGGCCUUUUACCUGAAGACCAAUGACCAGAUGGUGGUAGUUUACCUGGCUUCUCUUAUCCGCUCGGUGGUUGCCCUGCACAACCUUAUCAACAACAAGAUUGCCAACAGGGAUGCAGAGAAGAAGGAAGGACAGGAAAAAGAAGAGAGUAAAAAGGAGAGGAAAGAUGAGAAAGAGAAAGAUAAGGAGAAGAGCGAUGUCAAGAAAGAAGAGAAAAAAGAGAAAAAGUAAAAUGUGUAGUUUUUUUAUUUGUAAAUUAAAAAAUCUUGUAAACUAA
Molecule: messenger RNA, 1092 nt
Organism: Tympanuchus pallidicinctus (lesser prairie-chicken)
Lineage: Eukaryota; Metazoa; Chordata; Aves; Galliformes; Phasianidae
Gene: PSMD7
Product: proteasome 26S subunit, non-ATPase 7
Exons: 7
Coding region: 78-1046 (322 amino acids)
Biological process (GO): proteasome-mediated ubiquitin-dependent protein catabolic process
Cellular component (GO): proteasome regulatory particle; proteasome complex
Molecular function (GO): protein binding; metallopeptidase activity
Source: RefSeq, a predicted model, not a curated record